Molecule: messenger RNA, 1654 nt
Organism: Manacus vitellinus (golden-collared manakin)
Lineage: Eukaryota; Metazoa; Chordata; Aves; Passeriformes; Pipridae
Product: extracellular tyrosine-protein kinase PKDCC
Exons: 7
Coding region: 1-915 (304 amino acids)
Molecular function (GO): non-membrane spanning protein tyrosine kinase activity
Source: RefSeq, a predicted model, not a curated record
AUGGAACUGCAAAGCCAGGCUGCUCAGGACUGCUCCUGCCCCUGCACCCUGCAGCUGCACGGCCAGUGCUAUGAGAACAGCGGAGAUGCUGAGCUGCGGGUCACAGCCAUGCUGGAGCUGGGAUCCCCCCUGGAGAUGAUUCAGCUCCUGCAGACCCCCUGGGAGGAAAGAUUUAAAAUUUGCCUCAGUCUUGUGAAACUGCUCUUUUACUUGGCACAUUCCCCCCUGGGUUCAAUAGUCCUCUUGGAUUUCCAGCCGAGGCAGUUUGUUAUGGUGGAUGGAAACCUAAAAGUGACAGACAUGGAUGAUGCCAGCACUGAGGAGCUGUCAUGCAAGGAAGAUAUUGACUGCACACUUGACUUCCCUACCAAAAGCUUCCCUCUCAAAUGCUCUGCAGUUGGGAAAUGCGAAGGAAUAAAUGAAAAGAAGAAUCUUUUCAAUGCAUAUCGGUAUUUUUUCACCUAUCUUUUACCACAUUCUGCACCACCAGCUUUGCGGCCCCUUUUGAGCGAUAUUCUGAAUGCAACAGGUGAUUUACGAUACGGGAUAAAUGAAACCAUGAGAGCUUUUGAAAAGGUUUUACAUCUGUACAAGUCUGGGCUCUAUCUGCAGAAAAGACCUCUUCUUUUAAAAGACUACAUCUCCCUAAAGGGUUUCCGAACAGUGGAAGGAGAAGACUACAAGUGCUGGCCCUCCUACAGCCACCUGGGAUGUCUGCUGUCCAUUCACAGCGCCGAGGAAGCUGCUGCAAUUUGUAACUCCCAGUCACAGUGUCAGAGUUUUAUCAUCACCCAGCAGAGGACGUGGACAGGACGCCCACUCGCCUCAUUUCAGAGUAGCUGGACUGAUUUAAUACCAGAUACUAAUGCUGUAGUCUAUAUUAAACGUUCAGCUUCCUCAGGGGAAAGACUUUAAAGACAAUGAGAUCACAUAAAAUGAUCCUGGGAGGAACAAACCGCUGGGGAGAAUUUCAUCUGCUGGAAAGAAUGACAUAUUUUAUUUUGCUUUGGGAUGGGAUCUCCCUGCCAGUUCAGAUAGAGUCAAAUGCUGCUGUCUCCUUGAUCAAAGCUCAGAUUUCUCAUUGCUGCUCCGCUAGCUUAUUUUCUGUUCCCACACUGCUGUUCCACAUAAAUGGUCCCAGUUUUAGUCAAAUGCCGCUAGACUGUGCAAUACUUAGCUUUGCUGCUUUGGCCAGCUUGUCAGUCAAGAAAUAGAAAUAGCUGCAAGGGAUCCAGCUUGGGUAGGCUUUGUUAUUUCAGUCACCUCCAAAAACCUAUGGAUAAUGCACUUUCCAGAAGGUAAUGGCUCUUUCUGCAGCUACCAAUUGGGAUUUCAUACCACUGCAAAUGUAAAGGAUGGGAUUUCAGUGAGGGGGCCAAGGGUGCAGGGUGGGGAUCCUUACCUGGAGGUUGAUGAUGGGGGUGGUCUUCCAACGAGGGUCCUGUUUCAGUUCCUUCCAGUGUAGGGGAGGGAAGUGGUGUAUAGGUCAACUCUGGAUCCAGGAUUUGGGUUUGAUCCUAUGUGAUUUUUAAUACCAGCUCCCAUGUAUCAACCUUGAAGGUUUUUCUCUGUUACUUUCCAUGAAAGAGCAAGACAUUCAAAUUAUUUAUGUGUAAGGUGUGACUUUGUAUGAUAAAGAAUGACUUUAUUCUAA